UCCAGAUUCCAGUUGAUCAUCUAGCUAGCAAUCCGUGUUCACAUCGACUGUCUUCGCUGAAGAUUAAACCUAGCAAUCAACUUGGUAUGCUUAUAUGUGUCAGAGUGAUAUGGCUCGAUGCAUAUACGUUGAAUUUGAAUGCGCGAACGUAGAACCGCUUCUCUUCUAUUAUACUCCUACUUCCAGUCUACGGGAUUUGGUGCGUUCCUUUUCACUUCACUUCAGUGUCAGCUUUGACUAUCUGGAAACAGGGUAUCGAAUCUACUGGGUUCGACACCCAGCGAGAAAAUCAUCAAAUCUGUUGUCAUUUUUAUUUUGGCAUUUCCUCUACCUCGAGAGAUAUGCUCCGCAGGGGGUGCGGCAACUUAUUCAGGAAGACCUCGUCUUCUUCAAGUUGUUUCAUACAUUACUACGGUCUCUGUCGGUACAAUGGUUAGUGCACAUCGCAUCAUGGAUUCGGUUCCCUCAGAGAUUAAUAACAUCAUCCUAUCAAAGGUGA
Guyanagaster necrorhizus is the source of this 499-nucleotide messenger RNA. RefSeq lists its product as uncharacterized. The transcript has a single exon. NCBI's taxonomy places the organism in Eukaryota, Fungi, Basidiomycota, Agaricomycetes, Agaricales, Physalacriaceae. The coding region runs from base 110 to 499 and encodes 129 amino acids. The record is from RefSeq and is a predicted model, not a curated record.